AUGGUCAAAGCAAGUACUAUUACCUUCGAGCAAUAUGAUGAGAUAGCACCGACAACAAUCACUUGGAACAUUCGUGGAAAUGAUCCUAAUAGAGAGCGAGGUUUCCACAUCCAUGAAUUUGGCGACAACACCGACGGAUGCACCUCAGCUGGUCCUCACUUCAAUCCCUAUGGACGGACACACGGUGCGCCAUCUGACCACGAGAGACACGUCGGGGAUCACGGAAACUUCCGUACUGAUGCAGAUGGAAAUUCAACGGGAAUUACGCAAGAUAAGAUGAUGAAAUUAAUUGGACCUGAAAGCGUCGUAGGACGUACGAUGGUCAUCCAUGCUGGCACUGAUGAACUAGGUCGGGGAUCCGACCUUGAAUCUAAGAAGACAGGAAACGCAUGCAGUAGACCGGCAUGCGUAGACUCCCAACCACCCCUUUCCUAG
Messenger RNA from Penicillium canescens, 435 nucleotides. RefSeq lists its product as uncharacterized. The coding region runs from base 1 to 435 and encodes 144 amino acids. Gene Ontology annotation, molecular function: copper ion binding; superoxide dismutase activity. NCBI's taxonomy places the organism in Eukaryota, Fungi, Ascomycota, Eurotiomycetes, Eurotiales, Aspergillaceae. Gene Ontology annotation, biological process: removal of superoxide radicals. The transcript is spliced from 5 exons. The record is from RefSeq and is a predicted model, not a curated record.